Trichomonas vaginalis G3 is the source of this 2766-nucleotide messenger RNA. RefSeq names its product palmitoyl-(protein) hydrolase protein. The record is from RefSeq and is a predicted model, not a curated record. The coding region runs from base 1 to 2766 and encodes 921 amino acids. The transcript has a single exon. NCBI's taxonomy places the organism in Eukaryota, Parabasalia, Trichomonadida, Trichomonadidae.
AUGACAAAAAGCCUGACUGAGCAGGCUGUUAAUGCAAUUAUACGGCCUCCUCGAAAGGAAUAUGACUUGGAUUCAUUGCCAAAAACCAUCCCAUCAGAAGAUGGUAAGAGUAAUUACACAAGAAUUCCAGUUACGAUAACAUUACCUCGAAAAGAAACCAUCGUUGGCUCAUUAUACAAAGAAAACUUCAUGGAUGAAACAUCUGGUGGAUCAUGUGUUAUUUACAUGCAUGGAAAUGCAAGCAGUCAACUCGAAGGUCAAUUUUUAGUACCAAAUAUUUGCCCUCACGAAGUUUUUGUUUUUUGCUUUGAUUUUGUUGGUUGUGGAUGCAGUUCAGGCGAGUAUAUAUCACUAGGAAUGAACGAAACCGGAGAUACCGAAUACGUUGUAAACUAUUUACAAAAAAGAUUUGCUCUCGGACCAUUUAUUUUAUGGGGUAGAUCCAUGGGAGCUGCUACAGCUCUAAUGGUUAAAAAUAAAAGCAUCAAAGGCGUUAUCGCAGACUCAGCUUUUGUUUCAUUAAAAGAAUUAUGCACAUGCAUUGCAAUUGCACAAGGAGUUCCGUCUCUAUUUGCAUCAACAGCUAUAUGGUAUUUACAAAAGAAAAUCAGCCAAGUUAUGGAUAUAAAAUUUGACGACGUCUCUCCAUUAAAUUCAGUUAAAAAUAGCCCACCUCCAAUACUUUACGGUCACGCGGAAUUCGAUGAAUUCAUUCCGUUCCAUCAUUCAGAAAUUUUAUAUGAAAAUACAAAAAACAAGAUCAAACAAUUCGAAAAACUACCAGGCGGACAUAAUGACAGACGAUCCGCUGAUUGGAUUCGCAAAGCCGUUACUUUUGCCCUCCAAAGACUUGAUAUUUCCACAGAAAACCUCGUUAUUUCUGAAUGCAGGAACCUUCAAGGUGCGAACUUUCAUUUCGGAAACUACGAUCAACUCAUUGGAGAUGUUGCAACUCUUGAUGACGAAUCAAUCGCAGAAGCUUAUGACCAAGCAGGCGGAAACCUGUUUAAGAUCGAUAAUGUUGAGAAUAUGGUAUUCAAUGUCGAAGAAAUCGAUGACAUGGAAGAAUUUAAUGAUAUUGAAUUUAAUAUCAACGAUGCUGCAGAUCAAAUUGACUUUGUAAUAGUAGAUCCUGAUGCAGAACCGACAACUACAGAUAGCGGUCGGAAAAUCCCAACAAUUGACGAAAUCACACAAGGAGGUGGAAUUAAAAAGUCUCCUUCAAAGCUCGGAGGAGGAAUUCGCAGUUCUCCGUCUGGUAAAAUAACUCUUUUAGGCGAUGGCUCCGGAAUUCGCAGCUCUCCAUCCGGAAAAAUCGCCUUACUUGGCAGAAAUGGAAUCCGAAAUUCUCCUUCAGGAAAAAUUUCGUUACUUGGCGGCGGAAAUGGAAUUCGUGGCUCUCCUUCAGGAAAAAUUACUUUAUUGGGAGAUGGAAUACGAAGUUCCCCUUCAGGACGAAUCGCUUUAUUAGGAGAAGGCGGCGGAAUCAAAUCUUCUCCUUCAGGAAGAAUUGCUUUAUUAGGAGAUGGAGGAGGAAUCAAAUCUUCUCCAUCAGGAAAAAUCACUUUGUUAGGUGAUGGAAUACGUAGUUCUCCAUCAGGACGAAUUGCUUUAUUAGGUGAUGGAGGAGGAAUCAAAUCAUCUCCUUCAGGACGAAUUGCUUUAUUAGGUGAUGGAGGAGGAAUCAAAUCAUCUCCUUCAGGACGAAUUGCUUUAUUAGGAGAUGGAGGAGGAGGAAUAAGGUCUUCUCCUUCAGGAAGAAUCACUCUUUUAGGAGAUGGAAUUCGACCUUCUCCUUCCAAAAACUUUGGAGAUGGAAUUCGCAGUUCUCCUUCAGGAAGAAUUACAUUACUAGGAGAAGGAAACGGAAUCAGAUCAUCACCAUCGAAGUUAUUACUUGAAGGAGGAGGAGGAAUUAAACCAUCUCCUUCACGUCAAUUCGCUCUUCUCAGAGAUGACAUCACUCCAAAUGGUAGAAUUGUCCUUUUGACACCAGAAAUACCAGGAAAUUCAAAUGGAGGAGGUGGAAUACGUCCUUCUCCUUCCAAACAAAUAUCUUUCCUCCCUCCAAACGAAAGUCCUAAAGGAGGGGGAGGAAUAAAAUCAUCUCCAUCGAGAAUUAUUUUGCUUAAUUCUUCUCCACCUCAAAACACUGAUUCAAUAAUUGCUCCAUCUCCUGGAAUCAGAAGUUAUCCAUCGAGAAACAAUUCAUUGCUUUUAAAUCCAUCACCAAGAUCUCCUCUUUUAGAUGGUAUACAAGGCAUUGACGCAAAUGAUUCACAAGCAGUGAUAAUUCCAAUGGAAAAUGAGAAAAAAGAUGUCAAAAAGAAGAAAAGUAACACAAAAUCGAAGUCUAAACCUAAGAGCAAGAAAUCAGUGAAGAAACCGAAAUCCCCUGAAGAAUCAUCAGAUCCAGCAAAUGGAAGACAACAGAGCCCAUCGAAAGGAAAUAAUAAGAAACCAAAAGAUUCUUCAAAGAAAAUUGCUAAAUGCAGAUCAGGAACAAUAAGAAGACCAGCAGAAAUAUUAAAGAAAAAGAAGAAGGAUGAUAAAGAAAAAGAACAUAAGAAAACAAAAAUAUCACAAGGAGAUCAAGGAAUGUCUUUAUCAAGAAAUAAUAAUUUAGCUCAAAGUUUCGAUUUCAUUGAUCUUUAUUCUGCAAAAUCAAAUCAUUUGGAUUUGAUGAUUAAUAAAUCUCCUUCAAAAGAGAAUAUGAGCACUUUAUUCCCGAAGUCUGCUGCAGAAUAUAAUAAGCAUAGAAAAUAA